Messenger RNA from Tetrahymena thermophila SB210, 420 nucleotides. RefSeq lists its product as hypothetical. The transcript has 4 exons. The record is from RefSeq and is a predicted model, not a curated record. NCBI's taxonomy places the organism in Eukaryota, Ciliophora, Oligohymenophorea, Hymenostomatida, Tetrahymenidae.
AUGGAAGGUUUUCUUGAAACAGUUAGAUCAUACUAUAAGGAAUUUGUUUAAACAGUCCAAAUUGAUACUACCGAAGUUAAGAAUGUUUAUAAUCAAUUCGAUACCGAAGUGAAGCAACCUGCUUGCAAGUACUAUUCUACUCUCCAUACAGAUUUAACUAAAAUUAAGAAGGACUAUAUUUAUGAUAACUUAAACGAUAGCUUAAGAUUAAACGCUUUGAUCUUCUUAACCCUUUCAACUGCUUACGUUAACAAGAAAUUGUUCAGAAGAUCCUUGAUGAGCACUUUAAGAGUUUCAGUUGUCACCUACUUCGGUCUUGGUCUUUUCUUAUACCCUGAAGUCUAUAACCCCAUCUUAUGUCUCUAAGGUGAAAGAUUUAACUGUACUGAAUGCGAAACUUAGGAAAAAAAAUCUGAAUGA